AUGUCUGUGCAAUUCUUCCGCCUACAGUUUAAAUAUGAUUUCAAGUUCUUGGCUUUUGAGAGACCGGUGAGUGUAAGCUCAAGAUACAACAAUAAAUACUUUGCUCCAAGUAAUGCAGUGGACGGUGACCGGAGUACUGACCUAUUGAAAUGUACACUCACAGGCUUCGAUCAGAAAGAAGCGUGGUUAAGGGUGGACCUCGGCUCAAAGAAAAAUAUCGAAUCGAUAUUAAUUUUGCAUGGAGGUUUGGGUCUUGAUGCAUCUCCAAUUAGCUCUACUAGUUCGGGUGUACUUCCAGACUCUGACGGAACUGGAACUGUUUUUCUCAGGGAUAAUGGAGAGAUUUGUGGGGAGAACCUUGGUACGAGAGACGCAAUGGUUAUCUGUCUGAUAUGGGGAUUUUUACCAGAUUAUCCAUCACACAGAAUAGUGAAUACGUCUUCCAGAAUUAUACUAAAUGACCCCAACUGUAAGGGAGAUGAAGUCAGCAUCAAUGAAUGUCCAAUGGGAGGACAAAACUGUACUUCCGGUGAAUCAGUGUCGGUAAAAUGUAAUAAAGGAAGUACCUUUGCUGGUUUCUCUGUAUAUAUAUCUGAUACAGAAGACUGGAAAUCUGGACAGGUUUGUCAUCAUCAUGAGAUUGAUGUAAUACCAAGCAAUACAAUAUCCUUCCCCUGCAUCUCUUCCGGUCGUUACGUCACUGUACACAACUCAAGGAACUCGACUCAAUUUCCAUCUGUGUCCGAGUUUGCAUAUAUCAAUAUUUGCGAAAUAAAUGUUGCAGGUUGUGAUUUUGGUUUUUAUGGAGGAGAGUGCUCUAGGUGUCCUGAAAAUUGCCUAAAUAAUAACUGUCAUGUUCAGACAGGUGUGUGUUUUGGCUGUGAAGAAGGAUACAAAGGUCCAACAUGUACUACAGAAUGUCCUGCCGGUCAGUACGGACAGAAUUGUUCCCUUGCGUGUGGACGCUGUCGUAACAGAACAUCAUGUAACAAUAUAAACGGGGCUUGUCCAAAUGGAUGUUCCGCCGGCUGGAAGGGAAGAAAAUGUAAUCUAGAAUGUGAAUACGGAUACUUUGGUCCUGAAUGUAACAAUUCAUGCAACAUUCCGAACUGCAAAAACAGUACCUCUUGUGAUGGCAUUACUGGGGAAUGUCUUGUCGGCUGUGUUGAUGGAUGGACAGGAAUAACGUGCAAUGAGUUCAAUGAUAUAGUAGUUUAUAUCAUCGCCGGUUCAUUAUCAUCGGCCCUUAUCGUUAUCUUGGUCGUCGUUAUUUCGGUUACACUCAUCCGGCGAAAGCCUUGCCAUAAAAAAGGGAACAAUUAUGAAACGUCAUUAGAAAAAAGUGAAAAUAGAGUAUAUGAUCAUAUUGUGAAAUUUAGGAUAAGUAAGAAAAAGGAGAAAAGUCAGACACAUUACAUGGAUAUCUCCAUAGGAGAUAUCAUUUCGAGAUCUUAG
This is a messenger RNA of Saccostrea echinata, 1455 nucleotides long. Its product is annotated as neurogenic locus Notch protein-like. The record is from RefSeq and is a predicted model, not a curated record. Bases 1 to 1455 code for a protein of 484 amino acids. The transcript is spliced from 9 exons. Gene Ontology annotation, molecular function: scavenger receptor activity. Lineage: Eukaryota; Metazoa; Mollusca; Bivalvia; Ostreida; Ostreidae. Gene Ontology annotation, cellular component: membrane.